Molecule: messenger RNA, 363 nt
Organism: Salvelinus fontinalis (brook trout)
Lineage: Eukaryota; Metazoa; Chordata; Actinopteri; Salmoniformes; Salmonidae
Product: profilin-2-like
Exons: 2
Coding region: 1-363 (120 amino acids)
Biological process (GO): positive regulation of actin filament bundle assembly; regulation of actin filament polymerization
Cellular component (GO): cytoplasm
Molecular function (GO): actin binding
Source: RefSeq, a predicted model, not a curated record
AUGGCGUUGCCCAGCUUGCAGCACUAUGUGGACAGGUUGAUGUUUGAGGGCCAGUGUGCAGACUGUGCGUUGGUGAACGUCAGAGGAUACUGUCUUAGGAAGAGAGAGGCCAUCCAGACCCAGGGAGUGAGCCUGGGGGGUCUGCGCUGUGCCCUGGUGAGGGACAACAUGGUCACCCCAGGGGAGAGGUCAAUGGACCUGCGCACCAAGCACAGGCCCAGCCGGGGUGUGGCCGUGCGCCGGACACGCCAUCUCCUCCUGGUGCUCCUCGGCAACAGGGGGAUCAGGAGCGGAUUCCUCAACCACAAGGCCUAUCAGAUGGCUGCAUGCCUUCGCAACGCAGGAUCAUCACAACUUGCUUGA